AUGGAUAAUACAAAAAACAAUAGUCAAUCACAACCAACCAUUCCAUCUGGUUGUCCCAUGCACAAAUCAGAAAAUAAUGAAUCAACAAAACCUCUUGGCAUUCCAUCCGACUGCCCUAUGCACAAGGGUAAUAAUAACAAAAUCAAUGAGCUUAAUAUGAUGCCUGAACUGGCUCAAACAGCACAAGACGAUCAAAAAAUAGAAUUACCCAAGGAGAGAGUCAUAUCGUCUAUUCCAAAAUCCACAGACACCAAUUCAAAGUGGGAAUAUCCUAGUCCUCAACAAUUUUAUAAUGCGUUAAGAAGAAAGGGUUGGGAAACACCCGAGGAAGAGAUUGAAACUAUGGUGGAUAUUCAUAAUUUCUUAAAUGAAGAAGCCUGGCAGCAAAUACUUAAAUGGGAGUCAAAGUAUAAAUGGAUCCUUACUUAUCCAAGUUUCAAGGUAGGCCAAAGGAAGUAUCACCUAAAGCAAAAUGGCAUUCACUUUUUGGCACCUGAAGAAAAGCCUGGUGUUCCUGUAUUUCAUUUAGAUAUACGUCCAGCUUUAGAUGAUGUUCCUAGUGUCAUGCUUAGAUUUAAAGAAGCUGCAAAGGCUAAAUGGGAACAAUGGUUUCCAUCUCCUCCAAAUACCGCUGCUGAGUAA
Molecule: messenger RNA, 642 nt
Organism: Cokeromyces recurvatus
Lineage: Eukaryota; Fungi; Mucoromycota; Mucoromycetes; Mucorales; Mucoraceae
Product: cytochrome c/c1 heme lyase-domain-containing protein
Exons: 3
Coding region: 1-642 (213 amino acids)
Biological process (GO): cytochrome c-heme linkage
Cellular component (GO): mitochondrion
Molecular function (GO): holocytochrome-c synthase activity
Source: RefSeq, a predicted model, not a curated record